Fopius arisanus is the source of this 1502-nucleotide messenger RNA. It is a transcript of the gene Nup44A, whose product is annotated as nuclear pore complex protein Nup44A. The coding region runs from base 107 to 1336 and encodes 409 amino acids. The transcript is spliced from 6 exons. Gene Ontology annotation, biological process: cellular response to amino acid starvation; positive regulation of TORC1 signaling. NCBI's taxonomy places the organism in Eukaryota, Metazoa, Arthropoda, Insecta, Hymenoptera, Braconidae. Gene Ontology annotation, cellular component: Seh1-associated complex; nuclear pore outer ring. Gene Ontology annotation, molecular function: protein binding; structural molecule activity. The record is from RefSeq and is a predicted model, not a curated record.
UCAAGUAAACAUAACCUUGAGAUCAACCAAGACAUUGACAUAACCUCGAAGAACAUAAAUAAAUUUUCAAAACCUGCAAUAGUGACUUUUUCAGGUGAAUUAAAAAAUGUUUGAGGCUCACAGCUUGAAUGCUGAGCACAAGGACUUGAUCCAUGACAUCGCCUAUGAUUUUUACGGCCAGAGAAUGGCCACUUGCUCCAGUGAUCAAUUUGUGAAGGUCUGGGAUGAGGAUGAGCACGAGAACUGGCAUUUGACAGCUUCCUGGAAGGCACACAGUGGAUCUGUAUGGAAAGUCACCUGGGCACAUCCUGAAUUCGGACAAGUCCUGGCCACUUGUUCUUUCGACAGAACUGCUGCUGUCUGGGAAGAAAUUGUUGGUGAAGGCUCUGGACCUGGAGAACGUGGGAUGAGGCACUGGGUACGUCGAACAAAUCUGGUGGACUCUCGUACAUCUGUGACGGAUGUCAAAUUCGGUCCAAAAACAUUGGGACUUGUUUUAGCAACGUGCAGUGCCGACGGUGUCAUCAGAAUAUAUGAGGCCCCUGACGUUAUGAAUCUGAGCCAGUGGACACUCCAGCACGAUAUCAGCUGUAAAUUAUCUUGCAGCUGCAUCACGUGGAAUCCCUCCUUGUCCAGAUUACACCCACCGAUGAUUGCAGUGGGCAGUGACGACUCGAAUGCAUCAUCAGGUGGAAAAGUAUUCAUUUACGAGUACUCAGAGAACAGUAGACGAUGGACUAAAACCGAAACAUUAUCUAAUGUCGUCGAUCCAGUCCAUGAUAUCGCAUUUUCACCGAAUUUAGGGAGAAGUUUUCACACGUUAGCUAUUGCCACGAAGGACGUGAGAAUCGUGAGCUUAAAACCCAUUCAGGAUAAUGCACAUACAGGUCUUUCUCGUUUCGAAAUAAAAACUGUACAAUUUGACGAUCACUACUGCACAGUGUGGCGCGUCUGCUGGAACAUAAUGGGAACAAUUCUGGCAUCAUCAGGUGAUGAUGGCUGUGUCCGCCUCUGGAAAGAUAAUUACAUAAACGAGUGGAAGUGCGUGGCAGUUUUGAAAGGCGAUGGUACGUCAGCUCAAACAGCUGAAAUCCCCCAGAUUGCCACACCACCAGGACAUGGCACUGCCCAAGUGCCACUGUCAACCACCAGCUGCAGAAUAGCAAUCGUUGCGAACGAGACGGUGGAAAAAUCACCAGGAACUUGCGCUCUGUCGACUGGCAAGUCUCAACAGCCAGUGAUAAAGGGUCGUUUUAGUAAAAUAACUUGGGUGGGAAAUCCCAGUGAAAUGACAUUACCACCCCCAAUUCAUGAAUAUUCACGUGUCAAAAAGUGAAAGCCUGGCACUCAUCAACUUUUAUCUAACUUAAUAACUCGUAAAAUCUUCACCAUUCCACGAAAAAUGGACUUUAAAAUAAUUUAUAGUUCAUUAGUUCCACCGAAUUAUUCCAAAAAUCCCCGAAUAUCUGGUAAGUCAUCUAUUAUUUAUAUUUUUUUCACUA